GUUUGACCUGAAAUAAAAAAAAUAUUUUUUUAAAAUAUUCGAUCCCGUUAAAACGCACUAUGACCUACCCACGAAAACAAAGCUACGAGAGUCGUGCUUGGUAAGUUGAAUCGAAGAUCUAGCGAAAAACAAAAAAAGAACUUGAAAAAAAUUGAAAUUCUCUUUUUCGCACAAAAGCUUUCGAAACUGGGAACACGCAUUUACCUCUACUACACCAGAAGUAAAAAAAAAAUUAACUCUUUAGCAUGGCGUGUUGAUUCGGUUUUAUGGAAAUAGAGGAAGAUUUCCCGUGAAUGGGUUUUUGAUUUAGGACAUGAAUUAGAAAGACCACCUAAGUUUUUCUGGCUAUAAUUAAAGAUGCAUACCUUUUUGGUUGCAGAGCAGUGGAUGAAAUGAAAGGGAAGGGAGUAUCGAGAGAUUAUUCUCGACGUAGAAUUCGAUCUGGAAAGAGAACGACAAGGAGUCUUGAUAAUAUAGUUGUGAUUGAUGUCGAUAGUGAUGAUGAGUUUGAUAAUGUUAUUAUCAUUGAUGUCCCGGAGUCUUUACAGCAGAAAUUAAGAGGUUCUAAUGUUGUUAGAGAAGGAAGAAGUUUUCCGUGCAUAAUAAGCAUUGAUGAUGAUGAUGAUACAGUGGAUGAUCAUGAAAUUAAUGCGCAAGGUGAUGGUAACUUGGAUAGUGAUGGCACUUCUAGUCACAGCAGUCCUGCCUCUGAUUGUAUAGGGAAAUCUGUUUAUAGGGAUGCUGAUGGUUGUCGAGUUGCUGAGGAGAAUAGGCCUGUGUUCAAGUUGAGAAAGUGCAAUAGAACUUAUCCUGAGAAAGCUCCCUCCAGAAAACGUUAUGGUUUAGAUUCAGAUUCCGAGAGUGAUUCGUCUGAAGAUAGCACCUCUGACUGUGAAGUCAUGGAAGGAUCUUUUGGAGAGGUUCGAGAACAGUGGGAAAAGGCUUCCCUGAAGAGAAAAUCCAAGUCCUGUAAAGGUCUGGAUGACCAGGCUAGUCCAUGCAGUUCCCACGGUGAUGUUCAUCCAAAUGCUGAAGUAGAAAACAGAACUAAACAAAAUCCAGAUCCUUCUGUUUGCUCUAGUUCAAAAAAUGUAAAUUUUGAGAAAGUGAACACUUGUGCCUCCACUUCCACUAGAGAUGGAGUUCUGGGUGGUUGUUCUUCCAGUGCCAAGAUGGAAAAUCCUUUUGCAAAUUAUAACCAGAAAGGUGAAAGCUUUUCAAGGCCACAGAAAUCAAGAACAAAUGAGAAUAUUCAUUUUCAUUGGAAGAGCGAUGAUCUUUGUGGAGGAGAGAGAUCCAUGGAUGAUAGUAGUACUUCCUAUAACAAGUUUCGAACUUUAAAUGGCCUUGGCACUAGGUUUCCUCCAGGGCCUUCUUCAUGGUCCAAUCAAGAAAAGGAUGAUAAACAGUAUCAUCAUAGAAGAGCAUGUUUUCAGGAUAUGGAACAAAACACUGCGACAGGGCAUUCUUUUCCAAAUGACCAAAGUGGACCUAACUUGCACUCAGAUGAUGGGAAAGCUAGUGUUUUGAAUGAAGAUGCUUCUUUACCUGAUGGUCACUUUCUCGGUGAGAAACAUGAUGUUAUUAACAGUCAAGUUGAUUCAAAGGAGGAAUAUAAAGAAUUUACUCAGGUGCCAUCUAGUUGCAAGAUUCUUUCAAAUGAGGCACAAUGCAGAGAGAAGUUUGUGUCUUAUGCUCGAUCAUCUGAGGACAAAGUGGUUGAAAAUGUUAUAGCUUCUUCAUGUACUACACAAGAAGUCAGUGAUGAGAAAUCUGGUCAUCAGAAAAUGGUUGAAAGAGCUGCCAGGGAAAAGUCUUCACAAUGUCACGACAGACUAGGUAGGCCAGGAACAUCAAAUUCUGCAGAAGGAAAGGAGGUGUGUACUGAUUUUGCAUCCAGCAGUCAACUUCAUCACGAAAGGGAUCCGUUAUGUGCUUUACCUGGUGCUCGUUUUCCUUAUGCUGUAAAGGAUAUAAUCAAUGACCGAGAAAAGCUCAAGGAGACUGAAGAAUACAAACAAGCAAUGGAAGAAGAAUGGGCUGCUAGACAGCAGCAGCUACAGAUUCAGGCAGAAGAGGCUCAGAGAUUGCGGAAGAGAAGAAAAGCUGAAACUUUGCGUAUUUUGGACAUGGAGAGAAGGCAAAAACAGCGUGUGGAAGAAAUGAGAGAGACACAAAAGAAGGAUGAAGAGAAUUUGAACAUCAAGGAGAGAUUUCGUGUUGAAGUAAGGAAGGAGCUUUAUAGAUUGGAGGUUACCUGCAUUAACAUGGCAUCCUUACUUCGUGGCUUGGGAAUCCAUGUGGAAGGUGGUUUCCAACCCUUGCCAAAUCAGGUGCAUGCAGCUUAUAAGCGAGCCUUGCUAAAAUUUCAUCCUGACCGCGCGUCAAAAACUGACAUUCGUCGGCAAGUUGAGGCUGAGGAAAAAUUUAAGCUUAUUUCCCGCAUGAAGGAGAAAUUUUUGUCCACUUCAUGUUACUAGUGCUAAUAAAAGGUCAAAACACCAUUUAAGGUCAAAAUACCAUUUAAAGAAUUCUGCACAUUCAUAUUUGUGAAGCAGUUAUAACAUUACCCGAUUAGAGAAAUUAUUGUCUUAAAGGUGUUGUUUACACUUGCGGGUCUGUCAAGAAUAGGGUUUGUAGCAUUUUGUCAUAUAUUUUGAGGAAAUUACAUGUCUGAUACCCGGUAGUAGCAAUACUGUCUCUUGCAGUUAGCAUAGUUGAAUAUUCAUUGAUACUGACUGAGUGAGAUGUCGGAUAAUGAUUUUAAAAAAAUGCAACUGCUGCUCUGCUUCAGCAGCUAUUUUACAUGUAAAGCUUGGUGCAUAUAUGUCAAUAAGAUUGCCCUGGUGUUACAUUUGAUGUGAUUCCAAACGGGCCCAAACGUUUGAACUUUUGAAA
Populus trichocarpa (black cottonwood) is the source of this 2898-nucleotide messenger RNA. RefSeq lists its product as uncharacterized. The transcript is spliced from 5 exons. Bases 393 to 2480 code for a protein of 695 amino acids. The record is from RefSeq and is a predicted model, not a curated record. Lineage: Eukaryota; Viridiplantae; Streptophyta; Magnoliopsida; Malpighiales; Salicaceae.